Messenger RNA from Trichobilharzia szidati, 714 nucleotides. The record is from the annotation of a GenBank genome assembly. NCBI's taxonomy places the organism in Eukaryota, Metazoa, Platyhelminthes, Trematoda, Strigeidida, Schistosomatidae.
AUGCAUAUCACACAUAGUCCCCACCAGAGUUUUCACAUUUUAUCCCAAAGAAACAAUAAUGUGGUUGUCAUAAUAAUAAAUAACAAUAAUGUCAGCCUUACGUUUUAUUUACGUGAAAAUAAAGCUAAAGGUACUUUAAGUAUUUUUAAACGUGAACGAUGCAUUGAAACCUCAUCAUGCACACUAGAUGAAUAUGACAAUAAAGUAAGUGAUUCGUCAUCACAACAACAAACUCUUCCAAAUCAGUCAAGUUGUUAUACUGACAAGUCUACAUUAUUCACCAUACCUAAACACGACGAUAGUAAUAAUAUUAAUAAUGAAGGAGUUGAAUUACAUCAGAAGAUGGAUAUAUCAGCUGGAAUUGAUUAUUGUUAUUAUCCUAGUAAUUCAAUUAAUAAGCAUAAUAGUGAUGAUGGUGGAGCAAAGAAUCCUGAUAAUGAUGAUAAGGCAGUGCUACUACAGAAUACAAUAAAAUCAAUAUCUGGUAAUGGGAAACAGUUGACCAAUUCAGUUGUUAAUGUGACUAAUUGUGAUAAUGAAAUUGGUGAGAAUACGUCAAUUUUAUCAUCAUCAUCAUCAUCAUCGUCGUCGUCGUCAACCGCAACAUUUGAAGGUCAACAACCACCGCCACCUCCAGAACAACAACAGCAACAGCAACAACAACCGAAACAACAAAAAGAACAACAUUCUAUGCCACUUAUAACAAUUGCUUAG